Aspergillus tanneri is the source of this 2862-nucleotide messenger RNA. Its product is annotated as VIT and vWA domain-containing protein. The coding region runs from base 1 to 2862 and encodes 953 amino acids. The transcript has a single exon. The record is from RefSeq and is a predicted model, not a curated record. Lineage: Eukaryota; Fungi; Ascomycota; Eurotiomycetes; Eurotiales; Aspergillaceae.
AUGGAUGUACUUGAUCGGCUCCAAUCCGGGCUCUUUUUCCAGCAGCUGAGAGUCAUAGACUCGGUGCCGAACAGUAACCACCCCAACCCCUUAGAGGACCAAAGUGUGCCCAGAGCCGACUGUCGUUAUGUUUCUCCCCCGAGCGAUCAUGCUCCUGGCCCAACCCACACUCCGUCUUUGUCUCAUACUCCCGAAACUCCCCUACCACUGCUGAGCGUCUCGGUUGAUGUGGAAUUGCAUGGAAGAUUAUGCACCACAAGGGUCACCCAGCAAUUCAGUAACACGUCCUCGUGCGUCGCGCAGAAUGCGAAAUAUAUCUUCCCCAUUUAUGAUGGAUCUGUCGUCACGUCCUUUCGCUGCCGGGUUGGCAGUGACAGGCUUCUCGAAGGUGCGGUGAAAACUAAAGAAGCGGCACGGGCCGACUUUCAUCAUGCUGUCUCCCAGCACAAGGUGGCCGUAUUAGUCGAAGAAUUGGCCCCGGAAGUCUUCGAGACAAACGUAGGAAAUGUUCCGGGACAGACGACAGUAAAGAUCGAGAUCACCUAUGCCAACCUCCUGAAGGUGGACAACAGCACUGGAGGACUGGUCCUCACAAUCCCAACAUCUAUCGCGCCGCGAUAUGGAGUCGCUCCGGAAUGGUACAGUGCCAACCAGCCCUUACUCACAGAAGGCCUGCGCGUCAACGUCCAAGCAUCAAUGCCGGCAAUCAUCCGCAAAAUGGAGUCGCGAUCGCACCCAAUUUCCGUUGAGAUUGGGUCAGUUGCUCAUCAUAAUUUUACAAACUUCGCCGUUGGAGCCACAUCAGAGACAUUGGAUCUUUCGAAAGGACGAGCCACACUGGCAGGCAGAUCGGCAGUCCUUGACCAGGAUUUUGUCCUAUACAUCCUGUCCAGCUCUCGAGAAUCGACCAAGUCGCAAGCUCUCGCGGCAGCACAACCUGACCAACCCAGCCUUACCACAGUUGCCGUCACGAUACACCCCGGAGACUUGUUCCUGCAAGGUGCUAAUACAGAGGGCUUCGAUGGUGAGAUUAUCUUCAUGGCAGAUAGAUCAGGAUCGAUGAGUUCAAAGAUGCAUUCUCUGAUCAGUGUAAUGAAUGUUUUCCUAAGGAGCCUCCCUCAAAAAUGCUUCUAUAACAUUGCCUCGUUCGGCUCCCGCUUUUCAUGGCUGUGGCCUGCCUCUGAGAAAUACAGCCAAGAGAACCUGUCCAUCGCAUCGCAAUAUGUUGGAUCAUUUGAAGCGAAUUUUGGGGGCACCGAGAUCUAUUCAGCAUUGGAAAGUGUGCUAGGCCACUAUAAUAAAAGGAGCGAUGUGGCUACCAGUGUGAUUCUUUUGACAGAUGGGGAAGUUUGGGACGUGGACAAUGUGAUCCAGCUAGUCAGAAGAACCGUGUUAAACCGGGAGUCGAAUAUUAGAUUCUUCUCGAUCGGCAUUGGAGAUCGCGUCUCCCAUCGUUUAGUUGAGGGCAUUGGGCAACAGGGGGGCGGCUAUGCAGAAGUGGUGCCCGAAUCCUCAAUGGGCUCAUGGCAAGAAAGUGUGAUACAGAUGCUGAAGGCGGCGCUGACACCGUCUCGUCUUCAGUGCGAAGUGCACCUCGACCAGGGACUUACGACAAGGACUUCUGAGAGGCAGGUUUCUGGAUAUACCUUGCACUACCCGACAAUGAUCCAGGCUCCGUACCAUAUCCCCAUGCUGAAUACCUUCUCAUAUUUUUCCCUCUACUUCAUAUUGGAGAGGGGGCUCGAGUCGCUGCCCGCGACAGUCACAGUCUCUGCGACUACUGACAAGGGAGAAAAGCUCACCACGCAGUUGCCGCUGCAGAAGGCGACCGACCAAACAGCCAUCCAUCAUCUUGCGGCAAAGGCUUUGAUGAACGACUAUGAGACAGGGAAAAGUUGGCUGCAUACUCUAAAUUCAUCUCUAGAGUCCACCAAUCCGGCCGCAUUUAACAAGGUCUUGGAACAACAGGCACAACACCUUGGACAGAAAUGGUCCAUCACGAGCAAGUGGACGAGCUAUGUUGCCAUAGAUCGUACGAGUAUCAAGCACCACGAGAUAUCGAUCCAGAAAGCGGAUACUAUCGAAAUUGCUCAUUUGACCCGGCCACGUCCUAGACCUGCACCUUUUUUCGAUUUGCCCAGCUCAAUGAGCUCGGAAUCAGGUACUGAGCUGCCUGCAGUUGUGGAUCUUGCGCCUCCUGCACUUCCUCCCACUUUGUCCAACUCAAUGUGCUCGGGAUCAGUUACUAUGAUGUCUGUAGAUUCUAACGCUUUGCCCAACUCAAUACGCUCGAGAGAAGAUACUGAGCUCGAGCAGCGGCUAUGUAAAAGUAUUCGAGAAAGAAUGAAGGGCCUUGUAUGGGCUUUUAAGCGGCCCAGAAAUAGCUCCCCUUAUGUCAAUGAAAACUCCCGAGUAACCAAGCCGCCGAGAAGCAUUACUAUGCCAUCUAGCAUACAAGCGGAAGAGCUUCUUUCCCUUGAUAAAAUUCUCCUCACACAAGAAGCGAGUGGAAAAUUCCAUCUCGGCAGCUUUAGACAUGAAUUGAGCAGGAAAUACGGCACCUUGGCGCUGGAGCGGUUCCUGGACGACAUGUUUGACAAUAAUCUGUCCGUCCAAAGGAGCCCAGGCUUCAGGCAUCUUCACCUGAAUAUACUUGCUGUUGUCUAUAUCACAGACCAGCACGCCGCUUCCAAGGGCCUUUGGGAGCUCCAGGUAGCGAAGGCGCGUCAAUGGAUCAAGCAAAAGAUAAUCGAGCUGUUGAAGGAGAAGGGCGAUUUGAAGGAACUACCAGAGAUAUCACUGGAAGAUCUGGAAAGGUCUAUCAUUACCGAACUGCAUGAAAAGGAUCCUCGAGGAACAUGA